ACGCAUACGAACGAUCACACAACGCGUACCAUACGUCAUUCUUACGUUUCGCGAGUGUAGUGCCUACAGUGUGGACCCACAUUAACGCUAGAUCAACUCAAAAUCAGUGAAAAAUCUUUUUUAAGUCAGUAACCAUCAAUAGUUCUUCAUAAAAUCGAUCAAAUCUCACCCAAAAUGGAUGUCGAAGAGUUCCGGAACCGUGGUAAAGAGAUGAUAGACUAUAUUUGUACCUAUAUGACGAAUUUGGGGACUCAGAGGGUUACUCCUCAGGUUGAGCCGGGGUAUUUGAAGGAUUUGGUGCCGAGUGAGGCACCAAUGGAGCCGGAAAAAUGGGAAGAUAUCAUGGAUGAUGUGGAUAAGAAAAUUAUGCCUGGGAUAACACACUGGCAGCAUCCGAGGUUCCACGCUUACUUUCCCAGUGGAAAUUCCUAUCCGUCAAUUUUGGCAGAUAUGUUGUCUGAUGCUAUCGGAUGUAUUGGAUUUUCUUGGGCUGCCAGCCCCGCAUGCACAGAACUCGAGACCAUCGUCAUGGACUGGUUCGGUAAAGCCAUAGGCCUCCCUUUCGAUUUCAUCACCUCCAACAAAGGAAGCACAGGAGGAGGCGUCAUACAAACCUGCGCCAGCGAGUGCGUCCUCAUCAGCAUGCUCGCGGCCAGGAACCAAGCCAUCCAAUACCUGAGGAAAAACAGAAGCUCAGACGUUGAAGACAGCGUUUUUCUACCACAACUAGUAGCAUACUGUUCCAAAGAAGCUCAUUCUUGCGUCGAAAAAGCCGCCAAAAUCCUUUUAGUGCGUUUAAGAAUCCUGGAUCCUGAUGAAUCAGGGUCUUUGGGCAAAGAAACGCUGGAAGAUGCCAUAAGAAAAGAUAAAGAGAAUGGACUCUUUCCAUUUUUCGUUUCUGCAAUCUUAGGAUCAACUUCAAGCUGUUCUUUUGAUAACCUCCAAGUACUUGGACCUAUUUGCAAGGCUGAACCUUGCAUUUGGUUGCAUGUAGACGCUGCAUACGCUGGAAACGCUUUUAUUUGUCCAGAACUCAAACCAUACCUCCAAGGAAUCGAAUACGCAGACUCGUUCAACACCAAUCCAAACAAAUGGCUUUUAGUAAACUUCGAUUGCUCCUGUCUCUGGGUUAGGUGCAGAGUUAAACUCACCUCAGCCCUAGUAGUAGAUCCUCUAUACCUCCAACACGCCAACUCAGACGAAGCUAUCGAUUACAGACACUGGGGAAUCCCUCUGAGUCGAAGAUUUCGUUCACUGAAGCUCUGGUUUGUGAUCAGAAAGUACGGGCUAUCUGGAUUACAAAAGUACAUAAGAAACCACAUAAAAUUAGCGAAACAUUUCGAGAGCUUGGUGAAGAAAGACCAAAGAUUCGAGGUGAUGAACGAUGUGAGAUUAGGAUUAGUUUGUUUUAGACUUGUUGGUAAUGAUCACAUAAAUCAGGACCUUCUGGCAAACGUGAACGCUUCAGGGAAGCUUCAUAUGAUCCCUUCGAUGGUUAGGGAUAAGUAUGUGAUCAGAUUUUGCGUGAAUGCCGAGCAUGCGAGUAGGGAUGAUGUUGAGCAUGCUUUUAGGGUGAUUUCUGAGUACGCUUCUGAGCUGAUAGAGCCUGUGAAGAAAAAGGAGCAUGUGAAACCGCCUUUAACGAGGCAGGAGUCGAAGAGAUUUUCGUUUACGAGGAGUAUCUCGAAAGAGUUGUACAAAAGAUCGAAAAGCCGAACGAAUUUGUUGGAUGGAGCUACUCCAAUCCUCGUAGCCGACUCAGACGAAGAAGAGGGUGAUGUUCCUCGAGAUGAUAACGUAGAUAUAGUGGACUUACUAGCUAGUAGUUUAGACGAUAACGUUUUUCUAGAUGACUGUAAAAAAAACUUCAAAUUCCUCCCGACGAGUCCGACGGAGAUUAAAUGCAGUGGUUUUUAGUGGUAGGUUUUUAGAAAAUUAUAGACAAAUCAGUAUAAAUAACAUUUUUUUGGUUGUCAUUACCAAUUCUUUGUACAUCCAGUAUUACUAGCUUUAAGUCUGAAUAGUAUUUAUUAUUUUUUUAAUUUAUUGUCAUAUCACUUUUCCUACUCUUCGAUUUUUAGUUUUACUUGUUUUAUAAUAAAGA
Molecule: messenger RNA, 2104 nt
Organism: Sitophilus oryzae (rice weevil)
Lineage: Eukaryota; Metazoa; Arthropoda; Insecta; Coleoptera; Curculionidae
Gene: Tdc1
Product: tyrosine decarboxylase-like
Exons: 2
Coding region: 175-1917 (580 amino acids)
Biological process (GO): amino acid metabolic process
Molecular function (GO): pyridoxal phosphate binding; carboxy-lyase activity
Source: RefSeq, a predicted model, not a curated record